Molecule: messenger RNA, 1783 nt
Organism: Zea mays
Lineage: Eukaryota; Viridiplantae; Streptophyta; Magnoliopsida; Poales; Poaceae
Exons: 8
Coding region: 125-1426 (433 amino acids)
Biological process (GO): proteolysis
Molecular function (GO): aspartic-type endopeptidase activity
Source: RefSeq, marked validated
ACCACCAAGAAAAAUAAAUUCAGAGAAAGGAGGAAGGGAGACUGGGAGAAACAGACAGGAAGGAGCCCAUCCGCGUCUGCCUCCACCCCUCGGCUCCCAGAGUCCCCGCUAGCCAAGCCCCCACAUGGCACCACCGCCCGCGGGCCUCGUGCUCGUGGCUCUGCUCGCGCUGGUCCUGGCGCUGGCGCUGGCGCCGGCGCCGGCGCGCGGGGACAAGCCGGCGAGGGGCGGGGCGUCCAGCUCCAUCGCCGCCGGGGCGGAGACGGAGCCGUCCUCCGCCGUCUUCCCGCUCUACGGCGACGUCUACCCGCACGGGUUGUACUACGUGGCUAUGAACAUCGGCAACCCACCCAAGCCAUACUUCCUGGACGUGGACUCCGGCAGCGACCUCACCUGGCUGCAGUGCGACGCGCCCUGCAGGAGCUGCAACGAGGUGCCGCACCCGCUGUACCGGCCAACAAAGAGCAAGCUGGUGCCAUGCGUGCACCGGCUGUGCGCUUCCCUGCACAACGGGCUGACCGGGAAGCACAGAUGCGACUCGCCGCACGAGCAAUGCGACUACGUGAUCAAGUACGCAGACCAGGGGUCGUCCACCGGCGUGCUCAUCAACGACAGCUUCGCGCUCCGCCUCACCAACGGCUCUGUCGCUCGCCCCAGCGUCGCCUUCGGGUGUGGUUACGACCAGCAGGUCCGCAGCGGCGACCUGAGUUCGCCUACCGACGGCGUGCUGGGGCUCGGGACCGGCUCAGUCAGCUUGCUCUCGCAGCUCAAACAGCGUGGCGUCACCAAGAACGUGGUCGGCCACUGCCUCAGCCUGAGGGGCGGCGGGUUCCUCUUCUUCGGUGACGAUCUCGUGCCUUACCAACGCGCGACAUGGACUCCCAUGGCUCGCAGCGCGUUCCGGAACUACUACUCCCCUGGCUCUGCAAGCCUGUACUUCGGCGACCGGUCACUGGGCGUGAGACUGGCGAAAGUGGUCUUCGACAGUGGAAGCUCGUUCACCUACUUCGCUGCAAAGCCAUACCAAGCACUUGUCACCGCUCUUAAGGAUGGCCUGAGCAGGACGCUGGAAGAGGAACCCGACACUUCGCUGCCUCUCUGCUGGAAAGGGCAGGAACCAUUCAAGUCUGUGCUUGAUGUGAGGAAGGAGUUCAAGUCUUUGGUGCUCAACUUCGCCAGUGGCAAGAAGACGCUCAUGGAGAUCCCUCCUGAGAACUACCUCAUUGUCACAGAAAACGGGAAUGCCUGUCUGGGCAUCCUCAACGGAUCCGAAAUCGGUCUCAAGGACCUGAGCAUUAUUGGAGACAUUACGAUGCAGGAUCACAUGGUGAUAUAUGACAAUGAGAAAGGGAAAAUUGGAUGGAUUCGUGCACCCUGUGACAGAGCCCCCAAGUUCGGAUCCUCCUCCUCCUCCGCCCUUCUGUGAUCAUUUCACACACAUCCCCUGUACAGUGUGUACAUACACCCCCAACCCCACUUAAUUCCAAUUUCUAUUUCUCCGAACAGCGACAUAAAUACGGUUCAUGGGUUUGAGGAAGGUUACUGUUGGCCUCAAUUCCUCCCGGGGAUCAUUGGUCUUCCCAACGAAGAUUGCCCAGCCUAUUACCGUUCAAACAAAGAGCGAUUUGCCAAGGCCCAAGGGGGAGGCCGCUAGAAUGACAGAAACAGCAGAAGGAUGGUCACGGAGGCUGGUGUGUGUUCUUUAGGAAAGGAGAGAAACUAGCCCAUGUAAACAUCAUAAUGUUCAUAUGAAAUAUAACGAUGAUCACCCUGUUACGAGUAC